CUCUGGCCUAUAGAUGAUGAUUGGUACAAGGGUUCCAUCACGGAGUACAAUUCAGACACCAAGCAUCAUAGAAAAUGAAGGAUUUAUAUUGGAAAUGUGGUGUCCCCAACUUAGAGAAGAAAGGCCUCAAUUACAAUGAAUUGCUGGCUUUAGCACUUAACUUUCAUGAUUGUCAAGGUCUUGAACCAGGUGAACUUGUAUGGGCAAAACUUACAGGGCAUGCUAUGUGGCCAGCAGUUGUUGUUAGUGAAUCAAAUUUUGGUCCUAAGAAUGCUUUGAAGCCCUCCCGGACAAAUGAAUCUAUCCUUGUACAGUUUUUUGGGACUCAUGAUUUUGCAAGGAUCAAGUUGAAACAGGCUAUUCCGUUUCUCAAUGGCCUCUUUUCCUCUUUGCAUCUGAAGUGCAAGAAGGCAAGAUUUUGUCGAAGCUUGGAUGAAGCAAAAAAUGUAUGUGCUUUCUUUGAUAUGUGA
Molecule: messenger RNA, 470 nt
Organism: Zingiber officinale
Lineage: Eukaryota; Viridiplantae; Streptophyta; Magnoliopsida; Zingiberales; Zingiberaceae
Product: histone-lysine N-methyltransferase TRX1-like
Exons: 4
Coding region: 75-470 (131 amino acids)
Source: RefSeq, a predicted model, not a curated record